UGCAACGAGAUGACCAUGGUCAUCGAACGGCACGAUGGGUACGCCCAAAACGAGCUCUUUGGGGGCGGCCCGGGUUUUCCUGGCCGCCAAGCAAUCCGGUUCCGUACGGCGCGUGCGAGUGACCAAGUCCACGAAGGAGACCCACUCCACUGCGGCUAUUAUUGACCAGAAUCAAAUGCUCGUGGACACGUUUCACGGGGUCAAAUUGAAGUGGGUUUUGGUGUCAAGACAAGUCGGCUCGGUUGGCAACCGAGUUCAUCAAGGCCCAAACUCAACGGUUCAACACGGAGAUCAGUACUUUGAGCUCACUUUUGACAAGAAACAUAAGGAGAUCGUGGACAAAUCCUAUCUGCCUUUCGUCAUGAACCAGGCCAAGUCCAUAAAGCAGGAGAAGAAGACGUUGAAACUUUACACUGCAAGCUCUAACGGUUCAUUAUCGGGCCCAUGGUCCUUGGUGAACCUCGACCACCCGGCGACGUUCCAGACAUUGGCCAUGGACCUAGAGCUCAAGAAGAAGAUCCUCGACGACCUUGACAGGUUCGUGAGGAGGAAGGAGUACUACAGGAGAGUCGGCAAGGUGUGGAAAAGAGGGUACCUAUUGUACGGACCCCCUGGAACAGGAAAAUCGAGCUUGGUCGCCGCGAUGGCCAAUUACUUGAACUUCGACGUAUACGACCUAGAACUGAGUGGGCUUCGGAGCAAUGCGAACCUCAGGAGAUUGCUCGUCGCCACCACGAAUCAGUCCAUAUUGGUGGUCGAGGACAUCGAUUGCACCAUUCAGUUGCAAGAUAGGAAUCCAGGAACACGAGCCGCCGGCAUGAAUCCGAUGUUGAUGUGUUAUCAACAACAAGAUCAAGUGACGUUGUCUAGAUUUCUCAACUUCACCGAUGGGCUUUGGUUGAGCUGCGGCAAUGAGCAAAUCAUAGUCUUCAUGACAAACCAUGUUGAGAAACUAGACCCGGCCAUAUUGCGCCCAGGGCGCAUGGAUUUGCAUAUUCCCAUGUCCUAUUGCACCCCUUGUGGGUUCAGGCUUCUAGCUUAUAAUUAUCUCGGGAUCGAUCAUCAUGAGCUUUUCAACCAAAUUGAGAGCGCGAUCACGAUGGCUAGAGUCACUCCGGCUGAAGUAGCGGAGGAGUUGAUGAAGUGUGAUGAAUCAGAGAUCGUCCUCAGGGACAUGGUUUCCUUCCUCACUAAUCACAAGAGGAAAGAAAAUGAAGAAGUCAUCAAGGAGAACGUUUGUCGCUCUCAAUUGAUCGUAGAAAUUGGAGGGAGUGAAGAAGAAAGCAGCAAGGGUCCGGCGAGGGGCGCGGCGUUGCGGGAGGUCUCCGUGGGUGUUGAUCGCGGGUGGUCGUCGGGCUGCGGCGUCGAUUGGCGGGGCCGCGGGAGCGAGACGGGUCGCGGCGUCGAUGGCGUGAAGAAGCUCGGCGUCAAGGGCGUCGCGGGUCGGUCAGCGAGAUCGGGCGUGGCGGAGGCGCGGAGGCUCGGUGAGCGUGGCGGACGGACCCCGGCGCUGAACUCGGGCGUCGUGGGCGAGGGUCUCGAGGCCAGCGAGACGCAGCAAGUCGCGGCCGAUCGCGAAUCAAGCGGGAGUAACGACGUCUGGUUGCGGCGGUGGAGCUUCGGGCUGAAGGCGAAGCGAAACGGCGUCGCGGGCGUCGGUGGUGAACUCGCGGGUGCGGGAGACGUAGCGGCGUCGGUUCUUUGCGGGGACGAAGUCGCGCCGGGCCGAGGCGCGACGAGUGCCGGGCGAUCGAGACCCGGUUGUUGCGGAUCGAGCAGGACCAGCGUUGGGCUCUCGGAACAGCUACACGGGUGCGGUGAACGGCGGUAG
This is a messenger RNA of Eucalyptus grandis, 1831 nucleotides long. Its product is annotated as AAA-ATPase At3g50940-like. The transcript has 4 exons. Gene Ontology annotation, molecular function: ATP hydrolysis activity; ATP binding. NCBI's taxonomy places the organism in Eukaryota, Viridiplantae, Streptophyta, Magnoliopsida, Myrtales, Myrtaceae. The record is from RefSeq and is a predicted model, not a curated record. Bases 35 to 1831 code for a protein of 598 amino acids.